AUGGAUGAAACCCAACUAAAAGAAAGCAUUGUUUACGGCUCUUUGAUUUCUCUAAAAACGAUUGACAACUGUUAUGCAUAUUCUCAAGGCUUCGUUGAUACAACUAUUUAUUUGCAGGAAGCAUCUAAUAUAUCUUUCUCAGAAGCCGUUUUCAGGAUCUGCCCACAAAGCAUUUUUACGACCCAGCAAGAAGUUUUAAGGCUGAUAUCUGAAGGAACUGGGCCAAGCGUUGCUGAAAGGGUAGAUCUGCUGAAUGAUUCAUUAGAUGACGAAUUAAAGACAAAUGUGCACAUUUAUUCAAAUUUUAAAGGAGUCCCAGUUAAGUAUGGAUCUUUAAUCCAGCUGGAGCAUGUGCAGAGCCAUAGGUUUGUUACUGUUCAUAACAGACAAAGUUCAAAUAUAGAACGGCAAAAUAUUAAAAUAUCGCUUGAGGACUACCCAAGCGAGUUUUCCCACUUUAGGGUAGAGGCAUGCUUUAAAUGCCAAAAGGAAGGAAAAGGAAUCGUCAGGUCUGGGGAUAAAGUAGCGCUCGAAUUCACUAUUUUGGACCUAGGUAGGAAUGCUUGUCUGCAUUCAAGCAUCAAGGGGAUCAACCCUUCAAAUUUAAUAAAGCUUUUGGCUGGGGACGAAUUCGACCCUUCUUCUCUUUCUCAAGAAAUGGAUGGCUCUUUGGACCAAAUGACAGCUUGAAUAAUUGAACUAAACUCUCCUUUUGUUAAUGAAGUCUCAGAAUCGCUUAUGUGUGGAGACAUAAUUUGGCUCAGCCACGCAGAAGAAUAUGCUGGCCUAGGAGGGAUCCUCCACAAAAAUCAUUUAGAAGUGCUUUAUAAUAAAAACCUUAAUGAUACAAACUGCCUUUGGAUGAUAGAAGGAGAAAAUUCACAAAUUGGUGGAAAAGUGAAAAUUGGGACAAAAUAUCGUCUCAAGCAUAUAUCAACCAAAAAAUAUUUGACGAUACAAAAUAACCAUGGCAUAAAUUCUCCCACAAAUGUACUGACUGGCCAUCAUAACUUGUCACUAGCAGACAUUACAAAGGGCAAUAAUCUUUGAACCUUCGAGCACAUUGACGAAGGGGUGAAAUCUGAUUUAAUAAACGGCCAGUUUUGCAAAAUUGUUAAUUGUGAUAACGAAUCGUCAAUUGCAAUAAAGCAAGUCAAAGGAGGCUGAAUAAAGCCAGCAGCUGAUUUUGUACAUGAUGAGAUGAGCUAUUUUAAAAUAAAAAAAGCUAACCAAGAAGUCAUUUGGGAAACUCUUUUCCUGCUUAACUGCUAUCCUAUUCUCAAGAACUUUCCAAACUAUUUGAAAAAUGGCAUUCAGCUGAAUGAGACUGAAAACCCAGACGAAGUAAAAAAUUUCGAAAACUGUGCAAUUUUGGUCGCAAAAUGUAUAGCAGACGUUGAUCUUUUUUGCAAAAAUAAGCUUACUCCCCCCCCCUUUAAAUUGGAACUGAAAAUUUUUGUUCCAAUUUAAAGGAGGGUUAAUUUUUUUUUUAAAAAAAAAAUUCAAAAACUUAUCGAGUUAGAUUAAUAAAUUUGUUUAAUAAAAGGCUAUUUACUCUUUAUCCUUUGAAAAAAAGUAAGAUAUAACUAAAAUUUUUAUUAUUAGUUAAUACGCCACUAUUAAUUGGCAUCAAAAUUAUUUGCACAAAAAUUAUUAUUUUUAUUGAUAAAAAAAAAUUAACAAAAAAAAAAAUUUAGAAAAUUUAUCAUCAAAGUACUAAUUUUGUUUAAAUAAGAUGUUAUUUAUACUCUAUUCUUUAAAAUAAAGCAAGAAAUAACUAAAUUUUGAAAUUUUAUAAAGAAUUCCUAUUGAAUUUUAUAUCAAAACUAUUUAAAUAAAAAAUAUCAUUUUUAUUAAAAAAAAUAAAAAAAUUUUUUGAAAAAUUUUAAAAAAAAAAUUAAUUUUUUUUUGAAAAUUUUAAAAAAAAAAUUAAUUUUUUUUGAAAAAUUUUAAAAAAAAAAAUUAUUUUUUUUGAAAAAUUUAGCAAUUAAGGAUAAUAAAUUUAUUUAAAUAAGAUGCUCUUUGUACUUUCUUCUUUAAACAAGAGCAUGAUAUAACUAAAUUUUUAAUUUUAUUUAAGAAGAAACAUUUAGCUUAUAUCAAAACUUUUUAGAUAAAAAUUAUAUAUAAUUUUUUAUUAUAAAAUUAAAUUUUGUUCCAAUUUAAGGGGGGAUUAAUUUACCAAAAAAUUGGAAAUUUUUACCUAUAUUUGUUCCAAUUUAAAGGGGGAGUUAGAAGUAUGGUUGGAACUGAUAAGAAAUAUGGAGAAGUGCAGCAUGCAAGGCAGAGAAUGAUAAAAGAGCAACGGAUAUUUGAUGUUGUGAUAGAGAUAUUAGAUGCAACAUUCAGGACGGAGUUUGAGACAAGUAUAGUUAAGAAACUCACCACUGAUACCUGAAAAGCUGAACUAGAUAUCACAGCUGAAAAUUCAAAAAUUGGCGUUCUAAAUGCAGAAGACAGUGUAAACGUAACGAAAACAAGAUAUGUAAUCAAUAUUGUGGAACGAAUUUAUGAUUUAUUGGUAACUCUCUGCUAUAAAAAUCUUACCAAUCAAAUGUACGCUUUCAACUAUUUAAAUAUUUUUGUGAAGCACAUUGAGUAUAACUUAGGCGCAACGAAGUUUUUACUGUCAAUUUUGAAGAGUAAUAAUGAGCUGCUGUUUGCAGUCCAUAAGGUUUCGUUACCUCAGCAGCUGUUUCCUCGUCAAAUGGUAGACAGCAGCCUAAUAAGUUACUAUAGCUCUUUAUUGUGUUCUCAGCAUGAAAAAAGAAGGCCUCAGAUCUUGGAGUUCUUGAAAACAAUAUGCUCAUAUAAAGACCAUCGAAUUAAAGUCAACCAAAAGAAAAUUUUCGAGCUGGUCUUCAUGGACAAAGAAAUCUAUGCCAGCACCCUUAUCCAGAUCCAAAUGAAAGAAAAUCAAUUUUGAAUUUCAUCUGACCAAAGCAGUGAGCUAAACGCUUUAGAUACAUAUUUUGAUGAUGGCCAUAUAAAUAAAGAGUCAGCUUUAAUUGUUUACUUUAUAAAGCUGCUUGAGCUGUUCGGAGCAUUAUGCUUUGGAAGAAAUACUUUAUUUAUAGAUGCACUGAAAGAAGACUUUCCUGGGGAUAUCCUACAAAAUAUUAUGUGGAACCCUAAGCUUACCAACACAAAUAAAAUGGCGACGACACCGACCCGUCCUCUCCCGGAACUGAGGCGAGAUUGGGGACCUUGCUGCAGCCUGAAGCCAAUCCGCCCAGGGAAAGGUCUGGAAUGGGUACUGGUAGUUUGUGUCCGGCUAGGUUUCCCUCCCAGUCCAGCAACGACGAUCCUAGGGUCGUCCCGAUAGGACACGGGGCAAAAAGGGUUUUUCCUCUAGGGACUGCUAGUGCAAUUUGGAGGGCAUGGCAGGAGCCGACAAGAGUUAAGGAGUUAAUCCUUAGCUCUAACCCUAUUCUGGCGACGUGAAGCACGGUGAACCAGUCCGCCUACUUUCGGGAUAGCAUGACCAAGCCCCAUGACCGGAAGGAGCUGAGUGGUAGCCUGUGACACUUAGGUGCACACUGGGAGCAGUACAAGGAAAGUAAGCAAGGCGUCCAAAAGGCGGAAGAAAAGGACCUUCGGUCCUGGCCGGGAGCUACUUUAUAAAUUUAACUAAGACUAAGACUAAGACCCUAAGCUUACCAAGGGCACUACGAGCUGCAGCCUCUAAGCUAAUGUUUUCAAUGCAUAUUGAUGUAUUUCCUAGGAUGGAGAUAAGAUUAAGAUUACGCUGGGUAUUUAAAGUCCCACUUCGUCCGAGGAAGCAUUCUACGGUUUCCCGUAUGGUGGCAGAGCGUUCACCUAGCCCGGGCCGAAACCCCCGGUUUCUCGGUAGAGGUAAAGGUCAAGGGACGUGUCAUACCGUCUUUGCUGACCGCCUCCAUUUCCAACUUGGAUCGUCGCCUAAGUUUACGCAACACUGCCGCGUCGUCCGCCAGAUCUACCCAUUGGAGGGCACCUUUUAACUGGAGAGACUCCCGUUUUGUUGUCUACCUUGUCUUCCCCUCUUUUCCGGUCAUCCCGAGAAAGAACUCAACAGCUUUCGCCAUUCGGGGCAAGCCACAAAAGCAGCUUAUGCAGAUAAGUCGCCCUGCCUCAUUUCGGGCACUCAUUGGGCUGAGCGCUGCUGGCAAAAAGAAGUCGCGAGUAACUGCCCAUGGGUUUUGUCACAGAAACAGCGGUCUCCGUGCUUAGACUCUCGCCUCGAGGUCCAAAACAUUGUUGGGCCAACUCCCGGCUCCAAAAACCAUGCCCGGAUAUAUAUGGGUAACCACCACUGAGAGGGUGGGUCGGUCGCCGUCCGCCAUUUUAUGUAUAUCCCUAGGAUGGAGAUAAAAAAGCCAGAGUUUGUAAAAAUUAUAAGGAUGGGAGAAAGCAUGGCUGGGAAAAAGUCAGUCAGCCAAAAAUGAAGCAGUGAAACAGAGCAGUCAUUUGUUGAGGUAAGACUGCUUGAAAAUACUAUGAUUAAUUUAAGAGAUGAGCUUGAAACAGCGAAAACUAAUAUUGAAAGAGCUUCGAUUGAUAUAGGAGACCUUGAAGAAGCUGAUGUGAGGAAGUUUACUGAUGAAAACUCUUUGAUACAAACUAUGCUCUAUAAUAUUCUUGAGUUCUUUUCUACUCAGCGUAAUGGAGUCCAAUAUGAUAUUUUUGUCGAUGAGAUGCUUAGGGUUUCAGAAAAACUUAUUAAAUUCAACCUUUAUGGCACUUGCUGCACAAAUUUUGAUAAGCAGUUCACAAUUGUAAACCCGUUAAGCAUUGGGUUUUCUAGUGAAAAUAUGGAUAUAGUAAGGCUCUUAAGAUCGAUAUCCCACUUAUUGUUUUUUACAGCUGAGCGAAGGAGAUCUUCUAUCAAGAAAAGAGGAAGUCUUAAAAGAAGAAAGUCAUCAAGAAGAAGCGAAGAUAGAGAAGAUGAAAAGGAUAAAGACAAAAAGAAUUACCUCGAAGAGUUGCUAAACGAUCCAGCUGAACUCUCUGAGCCUGUAACACGAUGUGCAGUUAACUUAAAGAAUUUUAUCUCCAUACUUAAAUCGAGCUCUUUCCAAGACCACGUUAAGAAAACUCCUGAAGACAAAAUCAAGGUCAGGAUCUGCAAAAUACUCAAUCUAUAUUUACUCCAUAUAUGCAAAAUUAAUAUUUUCUAUGUAAAUAUCAUUAAUACCAAAUUUAAAGCAGUUAAAAUUAAAACAUUACUGAUAACUUGCUUGAUUUUAAAUGAAAUAGUGCAAAUAGCUACUAUUUAACAAAUCUAGUACUUUGAAUUGAUAUAGUUCGUGUUUUAUAAAUUAAUUAAAGUAGGGAGUUAGACAUCCAAAUGGAGUUUUUGAUAAACAACGUCCUAGGCUGAUUCAACCAUUUAACUUACUCAAAAGACUGGAUCUAUGAAGACCUCUCCAUUUUAUUCCCACCAAUAAUGAAGAUUUCUCACGUCAGCCAUAAAGCAACCAAUGAAUUCCAACAAAGCAAUUUUAAAACUUGGUGCGCUCCAGUCAUACUCAAUCUUAACUGUAUGUCAUCUGAGCCAAUACUUCCAAAGCUACUAAAUGUGUUUGUCGAAAGCAAAAAUUAUAAGCUAAAGCAAAAUAUUUUAGCCCUCAUUAUGAGGUGCUUUCGGCAACGAACAGACAUGCUCCACGCCCUUAAGAAACUUCAUGUAGUUUGUAACUUGCAAGAAGCAUUAAUAUAUAAAUACCUUAAAAAAAGUAUGGCUUGGCUUAAACAAUAUGCAGACCAAAACGAAGUUUGGCUCACUUACUGAAAAGAUGAUAGUCUUGACAAAGCAAAAGCAGUAAGCAGCUUUGAAAACGUAAAUGAACUUUUGCAAAAUAUUGAUUAUAUUCUCUUUGAAGAAACAUCAAUUCAAGGAAAUACAGUUACCCCAGGAAGAUGUGAAAAAGUUUCUAAGUCUCGUCAAACUAUAUUUUUCUAUUUGAAAAUCCAUGAGCUAUUGCUGCAUUUUCUGAAAGAUGGAAUGUAUGUGCUUUUAUUAAAUCAGGAUAAAAAUAAAGACUCAGAAUGCUUCAGAAAAAUUCAUAAUUUGUUCACAAUUUGCCAUAAUAUCUUGAUAAAAUUUGUAUACAAUAACCCAAAAAAUCUGAAAUGGCUGAAUUGGUGUAUAAAAGAAGCUAAAUUUCAUAAAAACCUCCCUUUGUUCAAUAUUUUGGAUAUUUUAUUACAGUUAGAAGACGGCAAGAACUCGUCAGUUCCUAUGAAAUUGCCAGCAUUAGAAUUUUUCUAUCACAUUUAUAUUGAAUCUGAAGAGUUUAAUGAUGAAAUAAAAAGCUCUGAAAGUUUUCAUUUAUAUAUAACAAGACAAGCAGAAGUCUUAGAAAUCAUAGCUGUAGUUGAUGAAGACCAUACAAACUUUUUGGCUACAUUCUUAAAAGUUCUUUUUCAUUAUUCCAUAACCUUUUUCAGGCCAGAAAUCCCAUUCGCUGAGCAAGAAAGCAGCUCUUCACUUCACCAAUUCGCCAAGUCUCUUGCUAAAAAUAUAUCAAAAUUCGACUCUAGGUUUGUAAAGCAGCCGAUGAUAGACCAAAUCCAUGAGUUUUGUAGCAGCUUUAGCUGUGAGAUAAAUGAUGCAAUUGGUGAAAGCAGAGAAGUUGCUAGAGAAGCUCUUAUAGACUCAGGGAAUUCUUUAUUUGAUGAUAAAGAAUGGAUAAAUGAAGCAGAAGAGGGAUGAAAAAACUUUAUCGAAAAUGUCCUGUAUAGUGAAAACAUAAAGAAAAUCUUGGCUGACGAAAAGAAAGCGCUAAGGCUGGCAAUUUAUUAUAUCAAUAAUUUUCACCCUAAUCUAGCAUUUACUCAAAUUUCUAAAGAAAUUAUCAAUUUUAUAAGUGGAAGCCGCAAUCAGAGAGUCCCAGUAGGGAUCUUGAUAGAAUCAAUAGAGCUGCUUGGGUCUUUUAUUGAAGAAUCAGAGACGGAAGAAAGCGAGAACUCAGUUGGCCUAGAGAUCACUAAAGAAGAAAUGCAGAACAAAUUCAACUCGUUCGGUGCCACAAAUGUUUGCCUGACUCUUCUCUGUGACUUAAACACAGAAAAGCCUAUGUUUGUAACUCUUAUCCAUUUCUUAACUCAGCUUUUAGAUGGAGGCAACCGAAUAGUGCAAGCCGAAAUCUAUAAGUUCUUUGCCAACAACCCCACUUCUGAGAACCUUUUCAAAAGGAUGCAUACAGAACUUAUUGACAGAAUCGAGACUAUCACGAAUGGGCCUCCUCCUCUUGCUUCUAAAAAAGCAGUAUAUAAAGAAGACCGCGAUAUUAUUAAGCUAAUAUUGAGACUUCUGCAGCUGUUUUGUGAAAACCACAAUAGCAAGCUUCAAGUUUACCUUCGUUUUCAGACUCAUUCUAUGAAUAGCUAUGAUAUGAUUAAUGACGUCACAUUUCUAUUAGAAAGCUUGAUGAAAAAAAUGCACAUCAAUUAUUUCUUGGAGAUUUCUCAGUGCUUUGACACUCUCACAGAAUUUAUACAGGGGCCAUGCAAGAAUAACCAGGAGUAUAUCAUUGAUGGACAGUUUGUAGAAAUCGCUUCAAAUCUCCUUGCAAUUGAUGAAUAUAAAGAUGGUAUUGAGGUCUAUGAAGCGCUUAAAAACGAAAAGAUUUAUGAUAAGUUUGUAACUAACCAAGUGGAGUGUUUAAAAGGAUGAAUGAUUUCUCAUCUGAAAUAUAAAUGCAUGAUCACCAUUUUAGCGCUUCUUGAAGCAAGAAAUGAUAAUUAUGUCAUUUCUAGGCUGAUCAGAGCAUUCCAUACAGAAUUGCUUAAAGAAAACCUUAUUAGCAUUUUUAAAAAUUAUGUGGAGCUAUAUGGAAUUGAUCAUUAUGACUAUGAUAUAUUUAACCAUACAGCGGAGAAUGAAGAAUAUGAGAGCUUUGGCGUCAGAAAACAAGAUCAAGAUCCGAAAUACUAUACCUUGGUCAUUGAAGUUGGUAUGAUGAUAUACCAGCUCAUGAAAAUGUUCCGCGACUCUGACGAAACCAAUGAAGAAAUGGAAGAAGGUGGACUUCCUCCUGCUGAAGAGCUCCCUGAACUGAAUAUGAUUUUCGGUGGCAAGCUUCUAGGAGGCUUAGGAAGGUUCGGCAUGGCUUUUGUCAAAAAUUCGCUUGAAACUGUUACAAAGCUCGCCAAAAUAGUAGACAAUGAAGGAGGAAAACAGGCUGAAGAAGACUCUGCAGAAGUAUUAGAAGCAGCUUAUAAGUUCUUUGAUGGGAAUACUACCCACAUUGAGAUAGUUUUCAACGAAGAAAUCAUCAAGUACUACUUCACAAAGCCUCCAAUAGCGCUUGGCUACACAAAUGAGCUAAAAGAAGAGUUUAGUGCAGACGCCGACCGAACUUCUACACAAACAAAGCUGACCUAUCUGACCAACCAGUCUGAUAGAACCAUUGAGCAGCUUCAGCAUGAGCAUUUUCUCCAAAAACUAUACAACAGAAACAAAUUCACAGCUUUAUUUGUAUCAAAUGUGUAUCUUUAUCGUGAAUUGUCGUUUAUGAUUACACUUGUCUUGAACUUUUUUAUUAUCAGCUCUUAUUCGGAUUUCGUAUAUGAGCAAGAUAAUAAUUUGGAUGAGGAUAAAGAAAGACUUUGGAGAUACUCACUGUUUUAUUAUGACGCGUAUAACACUGAAGGUGGACUAAAUUAUGUUGAUACGAAGAGCUUGAUGAUUAUUUUUGGGACCGUUCAAGUUGUGCUUUCAGCUUUAAUUGUGUCGUUUUUUUUAUUGCAGAAAGGGCCAUACUUACUAUCCUUAUUAAGUGAGAAGAAAUAUAAAUUAUAAUUUUAGUCAGCCUCUGAAAAUAAGCAAAUUAUUUUUAAUGUUUUGAUAAAUAAUUAUGGCUUAUUUUAAUUUAAAUUAAGCUAAUUAUAUUAUAGUGCUUCUAAAAAUUAAACUUUAUUUAUAACAAUUUAUAAUAAAAAGUUUUAUUAAAAGCCAUUGUAUCUAGAAGAUUUUCACAGAGGCGAAGCUAGCCAAAACUGCUUGAAGGAGAAGCAGCCCUGAUAAGAAAUUUUGGAGCUCAAAUCCAAAAAAACUCAUAGUCAUUUAUAUAAGGGGUCGACAACUGCUAUUUACAUUAUUUUAUUCAGUCACUGUGGAUGUCGUUUAUUACUCUGCAUAUAUGAUCUUUUCAAUCUUGGGACUUUCCUAUCACCCAUUUUUCUUUUGUUUUUUGCUUUCAGAUAUUUGAUCAAGCACAGGUAGCAACCCUACACCCCCACCCCCCCUAAAAAGUGGUACCCCCACGCCCCACCCCCCCUUUUUUAAUGGUACCCCCACCCCCCCACCCCCCCCUAAAAAAUGGCACCCCCACCCCCCCUUUCACAGAUGGCACCCCCACCCCCAUCCCCUUAAUAUAGCAUAAAAUAUAUGAAAAAUGCCAAUUUAGAGCAGACGUAAUAAAUAAAUUAUUUUAAAUAUUCAAAAUUACUGAUUUAUACAAUAUCCACAUAUCGUAGCACAAUCGAUUAAGGAGUAGAUGGAAUGGGGUGAGAAUUUCCUAUAACUAGUAAGCUCACCAAAUCUGAAAAAAUUUGUUAGCAAGUUAAUAAUGAUCUUUGGUAUUAAUUAGCAAUAUAUCCUGCAUAUAUUUUAUGAACUUUGUGGAAUAAUGGCUAAAAGUCGAAUUAGAGAUCCAAAAGUAAAACUGACAAUAGCAAAUGCUAUUUUUAUUACCACUAUUGAAUCCUGCUACCAAUUCAGUCCUGCAAUCUUUGUACAAUGGGUAAUCAGAUUAGCUUUAAUUUAUGAAUCCAUAAAUUUAAUGCAAGUUAUUCUAUUGUGCUUGGCUCAUUUAAUAAUUAAUGCCAUUAUCUAUAUCUUUGGCAUUAUAUUUAUAAAUAUAAAAAAAACAAAUUUCUAAUUAAUUGCUAAUUAAUUUAAAUUUAUUAAUUAAUCAUAAAUAUAAAGUAAUUUGUGGACUUAAUUUAAAAAUAUAGUGUUUUAUUGUGUUAUGUUUAAUUUAUUUUGCUUAUUUCCUAUCAAAUACUUCUAUAGGAUAAACCCGAGAGGAGGGGGUGGGGGUGCCAUCUGUGAAAGGGGGGGGUGGGGGUGUCUGGUUGCGACCUAUGCUUGACCAGAUAUUCUCUAUAAAUACCCUUCACUCCAAAAUGUGAUUAAAUCAGUUAUUUUGCCAUGGAAAUCUCUGGUUGUUUUAUUCGGCUGCAUUUAGUUUGAUCAGAGGAUUUUUAAUAGUGUAGCAUUUCUUCAAGAAAUUUGGAGGAAAAUAUUCUAAUAUUGAAGCAAGCAUUACUCACUCACAGCUUUAAAUUGGAACAAAAAAUAGGCAACAUUAAUCAAACAAAUUUUUCAAUAUAAAAAUUUUAUAAAUAAUAAAUUUUAUAAAAUAAUUUUAAAGGAAAAAGUGCAAUUAGAAUUUAUAUAAAUAGUUUAAACAUUGAAUCGAUUAACUUUUUGAAUGAAUUCUUUAAAAAUCAAUUAAAAUUAAUAAGUAUUGCGUUAAAUUUUUUAUAUUUUUUAAUUUUAAAAAAUUUAACACCCUUAAAUUGAUAGGAUUUUUUGUUCUAAUUUAAAAAGGGAGGAGUCAAAAAAACUUCUAGAUUCUAUCAAAUGUCUUAAAAAUGAAAUAUUUUGGCUAAAUUUCUCCGAGAAAAUUCAUACUAUCAAAGGUUACGAUCAAAGAGCAUGCAUCAGUUUAUUCAUUUUCCUGAUCGUCUUAAUCUAUUUAUUUGGGGUCUGGAUAUAUAUGCAUUAAAUGAAUCAACCCAUCCUUUUAACACCAUAUUGCCGAUUUAGGCAGGGAACUUUGUGGAAAAGAGGAUGCGUUGGGCAAUGUGCAUCCAACAAGGUUUUACUGGUUUGGUGGAUCACAAUACCGAGUUAGCUGGCCGCAAGCUCAUAUCCUUUACCUCUAGAUAAUGGUGCUCAGAAUUGGAAAGGGAUGUCCCGGCAAUACUAGUUAGGUCCCUCCUGAUCAAUUGGGAAUGUUUCCGAGUGCGAUACCGGGUGUUGUGUCCCUGAUUUGAGUUUCCAUUUUGGUAGACAAGUGAACAGUUAAUUUGAUUUUUCGAUUUUUUUCUGAAACCUGAACCCCGUUGGCAUACGCCAUGGGCAACCCAGCGUCUCUAGCUCACGGCAGCGAGUGCAAUCCUUCAUCAAUGAGAAACAACACGGCGAGAGACUGUGCUUGGGCUGGAAGCAGCGGUGAGCAAUAAUAGAGACAGAUGUGGCCUCCAGACCUACCGGGAGCUUUUUAAUAAUAUUAAUUAAGUUAAACUAAGGGGUCUGGGCAUAUAUAGGCUUCCCUUCUGAUUUGUCUGGAAACUGUGUAAGUUUACUAAAAUGCGGGAUUUUUAUUGGCGACAGAGGUUUUAAAGCAAACGGAGGGAUUGGAGGCUGAAUUUCUGACUGGGGUGCUGGGUGAAUAGACUACGACAGACUGUUCUUUGACAAUUCUUUCAAUAUCCUAAUCAUGAUUAUCGCUCUAAAAAUUGUGCAGGGUGUGAUUAUUGAUACUUUUACCAUUUUGAGAGAGCAGCAAGAAGAAAGCACAAAUGAUAAAGAAAAUAAGUGCUUCAUUUGUGGCUUAGACCGAGAUGAAAUAGAGCAUUUCACAGGGAGACCUUUUGCCUAUCAUGUUUAUACUGAGCAUAAUGAGUGAAACUAUAUUCUCUUUAUUGCUUAUUUAAAGUCAAAAGAUGAGACUGAGUAUUCAGGCAUUGAGUCUUAUGUAAAGGAGCAAUACGAUAAAAAAGAACUACUCUGGUUUCCUCAAAGCACUUCUUUAGCUAUCAAAAAGAACAAAACUCUUGAUGAAGUCAAAAGACAAGAUAUGUUCAAAACCAUUGAACAAAGGAUUGAGUAUAUAUCGACAGAGUUCGAGAAGCUCAAAGCGCUGAAAUCUAAAAAGUAA
Molecule: messenger RNA, 11879 nt
Organism: Blepharisma stoltei
Lineage: Eukaryota; Ciliophora; Heterotrichea; Heterotrichida; Blepharismidae
Source: the annotation of a GenBank genome assembly